GAGAACAUUUUAGAACUCCAAAGCACAAACAGAGCAGAGUUUAUCUUCUCUCCGAAGUUCUUCGGCUCGAUUUCAGAUUCUUCAAAUCUUCGAACCAAUCUUACCCCCUAGACGAUCACAUUUUAAUGGAUCUGCAGUUUCUUGAUGUGGGCCGAUUUGCUUCGAUCCCGGAAAGGCAGUGAUUUGGCAUUUCUGGGGCUUUCCUAUCGAUCAUUCACCGAAAGAUUUUUUGUUCUCCUUAAAAAAAAAAAAAAAAGAGAGUCCCUUUUUGUUUUUCUGAUUGCUACUAUUCUUGUAAUGUGGCCCAAGGGUCAAAUUUACAUUAAACCCGAAUCGUUAAUCGUUUAACUUGUUGAUCGGAAUGGAGCCUUCGUGUGACUUUUGUAACGCUGUAAGAGCUGUGGUUUAUUGCAAAUCCGACUCUGCUCGGCUCUGCCUCCGGUGUGAUGGUUACAUCCAUUCAGCCAACUCCUUAGCCCAUCGCCAUUCUCGUUCGUUGCUAUGUGAUAAGUGUAGUUGUCAGCCUGCUAUAAUUCGGUGCUCCGACGAGAAGUUGUCUCUCUGUCAGGGCUGUGAAUGGAAUGGGCAGGGGUGCUCGGGCCCAGGCCAUUCCCAGCAGGCUCUGAAUUGCUACUCAGGCUGCCCUUCCAUGGCAGAGUUCUCGAGCAUCUGGGCCUCCAUUCUCGAUCCACCUCCUUCCUCAGGCGAGUUCGAUAACGGGUGGGGUUCGUAUAAUGGCUUGAGUUGCAACUUGGAGCGGAAGGGCAGUGAGGUUUGUUAUGGUAAUACGGGGCCAAACAAACUGACUGAGCUCGAAUCUUGGUUGGGACUUCCGUCAAGCUACACAACGCACCCAAAUCAAAUGCAGUUCUGUCGAGAUCAGGCACCCUCCAUGUCUCCAGACCUCAAUCCACCUAAGGUACUGCCUGGUUGUUCGGGGUUCAAGAACCUUGGAGUACAAGAUAGCGGGGCUGAUCUGUGUCAGAAUCUUAACAUGGACGGACUGACAAAUUUGGGAAACGGUAACGAUAUUAUAGAUUGCAAGACGGAUCAAGCUCAGUACCAGUUUGAGGAUGGAGAUAUGGAAUGCCUUCUGAUGGGGAAAAAUCUACCCGCUCCUGAGACCAAUGGACCAAUUGAGAACAUAGAGGCAUCGGAAUCAGGACAACCCGAAUGUGUUGCAUUCCAGCCUUCUCAGCUCGGGAACUUGAUUCUCGGGAUGCAAUAUGUGAAGGGAGGAGGUGGUGGCGGUACUAACAGUUGCAUGCUUAUGAAUCCUCCAAACUGCAACAGAAACAUUGGUUUGGGAUUUCCGGCUUCGAGCAAGUCCUUAUCAUUGUCUAAUAUAACCGGGGAAAGCAGCGCCUCUGAUUACCAAGAUUGUGGAUUAUCUCCGAUGCUUCUAUCUGUGGAGUCGCCAUGGGACCCAAAUCUCGAGGGCAGCUCUCCACAGGCAAGAGACAAAGCCAAGAUGCGGUACAAUGAGAAGAAGAAAACACGGAUGUUUGGGAAACAGAUAAGGUACGCAUCCCGAAAAGCCAGAGCCGAUACGAGGAAGCGGGUAAAGGGAAGAUUCGUGAAGGCGGGUGAAGCUAAUGACUACAACCCUACCGGUGCCACGAUGAGUUUCGAAACAGAAAAAGCCACCUUCCCUUGUAAGACAAGUUCCUGCUAAAAUAAGAAGGAAGCUUUCCGCCAUGGAUCAACACAAAAGAUGGGUCCAGCUCCCCUGCAGUUCAUAUGCAAGGUUGACACUAUGGUGCGGUAUUUUGUUCUUCAGAAAGUAAUGUUGUGGCCAGUAGUCGACUGGAUCAGUCCAGAGAUUUCUGGACAACAGGUCACUGCCCUUCGAAAAGGGAAAAAAAAAAAAAGUCGGUUUUACAUCGAGAUCUAUCGACAGAGGUGGACAAUAGCUUAUUGUCAUAAACAAAUAUAUAUAUAUUGGGAGUCAUAGACAACAAAAAUACGACAAUUCCAUGGCUAAUGUGAAUUUUUUGUGAACAA
Molecule: messenger RNA, 2004 nt
Organism: Punica granatum (pomegranate)
Lineage: Eukaryota; Viridiplantae; Streptophyta; Magnoliopsida; Myrtales; Lythraceae
Source: RefSeq, a predicted model, not a curated record